Besnoitia besnoiti is the source of this 3474-nucleotide messenger RNA. Its product is annotated as ubiquitin carboxyl-terminal hydrolase. Lineage: Eukaryota; Apicomplexa; Conoidasida; Eucoccidiorida; Sarcocystidae. Gene Ontology annotation, molecular function: cysteine-type deubiquitinase activity; cysteine-type endopeptidase activity. The transcript is spliced from 6 exons. Gene Ontology annotation, biological process: protein deubiquitination. Bases 1 to 3474 code for a protein of 1157 amino acids. Gene Ontology annotation, cellular component: cytosol; nucleus. The record is from RefSeq and is a predicted model, not a curated record.
AUGGCGCCUGAGGCAGGGGAGCCUGUCUCUUCCGCCUUAUGUGCCCCGGCAUCGCUGCCUUCAGAAGGUCAUGGAGACCCGUGUUCGGGCGAAGGCGAGUGGCUCCAACAGCGGCGAGGCCGCGCAGGGAGGAAAGGCGCGAAGAAUCAUCCGAAUGAGAGACCGCGAGCGGAAGGCGGUGCAGAUUCUUACCCCUCGCGACCCGACAAGGGCGGUUACCGGCACGUGCUCCCGCCGAGGGGAGCGCAGAGACAGAACGCCUUCGGACAGUCUGUUGUUCCUUCUAGGAGUGGAAGGGACUUAGCUGCGUCUAAACGGGGAGGCGCGCCCGCGAAUCACGCGCCAGCAAACGGGCGACAGGCCCUGCUGCGGUCUGAAGCCGGGGCUACGCAGAGAGGCGCUACAGGGCGUCAUAGAAGAGCCGAGGACGUCCAUCGUUCCGCAGGCGCCUCCGCUCUCUCGUCUCCUUUCACCGUCUCCUCGCCUGCCUCGGCGCACACUCCCAAGGCAAGGCGGCAGACGAGCAGCAGAUCGUUUCCCGGCACACGCGGCGGGCCCCCGGGGACGACGCCUCCGGACACCAACCACGACGAGGGUUUGGGUAAGGGCGGCGAAUCCGCGACGGAACGUCGUCCGCCUUCGUUUUCUGGAUGGGACAGAGGCGCCGAGACUGUGAGCUCGACUGAGGCGUCGCCGGGAGAAGCCGCGCGAAGGUCUGGCGCGCAGCUCUCCGCUUCGGGGGCUUUCUCGGCGGUCUCGUGCGCUGGACAGAAAAAGUUUUGCCAGCAGACUCCCAUUCAAGUGGAUAGCCCUUCGCAGGCGUCGAAUUUCGUACAUUGCUCCUCCGUGUGGGGGAAAGGCGAUCACAGGCCUGCCGGGAGCCCCGCUAGCGGCGCGGCUGGCGAGCUUUCGUGCAGCGCGUCCCGCGAGGGCGACUCGCGUACAGGUUCGAGGCGGCAGGGGCAGCCGGGCGGCGACUCCACGAACUCGUGGGCGCAGCGGCUCGCGAGUUCAAACGCGAAGCUGAAGCCCGCGCAUGCCGCAAGCGAGUUGGCUGGGCACGGCUGCGAUGGAAGGCCAGCGCGAAGUCUGGGCGGCGACGCGGAGGCGGGCGAGAGAGGGGCACCGGGUGGGAGAACGCAGACGCCCGCUGAUCGUGAGGAGACGUCCGCUCGACGGCGGGGGGCCGCCGCUCCCGCAGAGGGCGCGGGCAAUCGCCGAAGGGGAUCUGCGCCCCCUGGCGGUCCCGGCGCGCCCGGCUCCCCUGCGGCUUCGGCUGCGAGCUCCUCGGCCUGCUGCGCGGAGACGCACCACGAGGGAAGGCCGAGCGCCAGUGAGAAGUCUCGAGGCUCGCGGGUGGCGCUCGCUUGGGGAGACACUGACCCUCUGGUCGGGGGCGACAAGGUCGAAACGGAGAGCUCGAGUUCUUCGCGGCAGCCCGGUGAACGCCCUCUUCACGCAGUGCAUGCGGCGAGCGAAGAUGUCCUGCCACACGUUUCCUCCUCGUCGUCGAGGAGCGAGGCCGACCUGAGCAAGAGCCACGCAGGGGGGGAGGCUGGGCAAGCGAAACCGCGCGCAGAGCAAGGGAGCGAAGGAGAUGUGGGGAGUGGAGGGCGCGAGAAGGACAAGCGAGAGGAAAAGGAGGCAGGCGCGCCGACCAGGGAUGAAGGCGCAGAAAGCGAAAACGAGGAAGGCGUUGGCCGGUCGCCUGACGGGCACUGCUUGAUCAGUGCGGUCAUCGACAGAGUCGCAGCCCUGAAGGAACGGACAGCGCAGAGAUGGGACGAAGACAGCCAACCUUUUCCCGAGUUAUCGCUGGAGCUCGUUGCGACAGCAUUCCCGUCUUUCGUUCAGCGCGGUCUGCUGAACUUGCACAAUAACUGCUACAUGAACGCCGUCAUCCAGGCGCUCCUUCCCGUUCUCCUUCCUCUGUGGAAGCCGCUUCUCUCCUCUUUGUCUGCGGCAGGCGAGGUGGAGACGGCGCAAGAGGGGGUCGCGCCUCUUCCCUUCUGGCGCAGUCUCUCUCGCGCAGUGAGGGUUUUCCUGGACUCUCGGGGUUCAUCGGCGUACGCCGCGGGGGAUAUCGGCGGCAUCUUCCAAAACAUCAUCUGUGGUGGCGGAGGAGGCGGCCUCGUCUGGGGACAGCAAGCCGACGCCUCCGAGUUCCUCCUUCUCCUCUUCAACGGGCUCCACGACGAAUGUAAAUGGAUGCAAAGUCUCGGAAAAUCUGGCGAUCUUUCGAGAUCGUGUGGAGCCCAAGACGACGGAGAUGACGGCUUCGUUGAGGUCGGCAAGAACAACAAGGAAAUCAAAGCACGCGUCGUCGGCAGUGAGGAGGACUCACUCCUAUAUCGACUUUUUGGGGGCCGUCUACGAGAGUGUUCAGUGGACCCGCGGACAGGAUCGAAGCUCAGCGAACGGAAGGAGUUCUUUCUUUUUCUCUCUUGCACCGUCCUGCCGCAUCUCCGCACGCUGGAGGCCGUCCUCGAUGCGCAUUUUGCUGACCAAGAAGUCGAGCCGGCAGAUGGCACAGGAGCCAGCGGGAGUGACGGGGGAGCUGGCAGAGGCCGGCGUAAGGGAAAAGACGGAGAACAGGGCGGACUGAAGAAGGGCACACGGCCGAAGCAUCGGCUUCAGACGCAGAUUGAGGUGCCGCCUCCUGUUCUCGUUAUCAUUCUUCAAAGAUUUUGUUUCGACCGGAAGAGACAGCGGGCUUCGAAGGUCUCUCAUCCUGUUGGCUUUGCGGAAACGCUCGUUUUGCGGCCCUCUUGGUGUGUGUGUUCCCCGGAGAACCUCAGGAAGACAGCCAGUGGGCAGCUCCCUACGGCGAAAGAAGCCGCGCUCUGUUUUUCUGCAGGCGGAGGCGCAGACUGCGCUCGCGGGGCACAAGACGAAGGGAAGGGCGUAGCAGCCGAUGCCUCGGAGCCGGAAGCUUCGGAACGUGAGGAAGGUCACCAAAGCCUCUUAUCUCUGGAGCAAAGGACGUAUGACCUCGUAGGGGUCGUAUCACACAAAGGGUUACUGAUGAACGCAGGUCACUACACGGCAGCAAGUCGUCUGCCGUCAUCGCUCUGUACACCACUCUUGGAGAGGAGGGGCAGUGCACCUUGCCGCAGUGCCGGAAAAGCAAAUGUCCCGUCUGUCUGGAAAGGAGACAAUGCAUGGACCGCAGCGAAAGUGGGAGAUUGGCCAAGUAACGAAACAAAAAAGGAAGAAGCACACCUUGAGAGGACUCGUGGAGCAAACAACCUCGAGGCUGAGAAAGAGCGGAAGAUACAAGAAGGGACAUCAUGGGUUUUGUCCGAUGAUACGUCGUGUCAGCUACGUUCUUUUGGGGCAGUGCAGGAUAUGGAAGGGCACUAUGUUCUUAUAUUUGUAAACCGCAGCUGGAAAGUGAGUGCAGACCCCGCAUGUUCAUUUGAACGAGCUAGGAGGUUUGAGCCACCGAGUGAAAGAUGUAAAGAACGCGUGUAA